CCCCCACCCACCACCAUUUCCUGGGCUGGCUGCUUAAGAGCUGGUAUAAAGGACUUGUUUCCUGGUGAAAAAGCAGGAAGACGGUGCCAGCUACAGACGAGUUAUGAGUCUGGUCUUCCUGCUGGUCCUUGUGGGGGUUACCUUCCCACUGCCAGGAGUGCAGGCGCUGGUCUGCCAGCUGGGGACAGCUAAGGGUGUGUGGAAUGUAUCCGACCUGCCCCUGUCGUGGACCCCUAAGGAGACCACCUGCACCAGCGGCUGGGGGUGCCAGGACACGCUGGUGUUCAUAGAGAGCGGACCCAAAGUGAGCAUGGUGCUCUCCAAGGGCUGCACUCAGGCCGGGGACCAGGAGCCCCGCGUCACUGAGCACCGGAUGGGCCCCGGCCUCUCCAUGACCUCCUACACCCAUGUGUGCCGCCAGGGUGACCGCUGCAACAACCUCGUCACCUCCGCCCCGCUCUGGGCCUCGCCGCGGCCAGCAGACCCAGGGUCCUUGAGGUGCCCAGUCUGCUUGUCUCCGGAAGUCUGUCUGGAGAGUACAGAAGAGAUCUGCCCCAGAGGAAGCACAGACUGCUAUGAUGGCCUCCUCAGGCUCACGGGAGGGGGCAUCUCCUCCAAUCUGAGAGUCCAGGGAUGCAUGACCCAGCCAGGCUGCAACCUGCUCAAUGGGACCCGGGAAGUUGGGCCCCUGAGUAUGACUGAGACCUGCAGUCCCACGCAGCAUUCAGAGCCACGGCACCAAAGCCAGAAGGAGAAAGAUUUUCUGACCUGCUAUCGGGGCAUCUUCAUCCAGUCAAGGGAGAACUUGAGCCAAGAACCCACUGAAUGGACCGCAGCUGCCACCGAGACUUGUGAGGCUGGGCAGGUGUGUCAGGAGACGCUGCUGCUGGUAGACAUAGGAUUCACAUCAACCCUGGUAGGGAGCAAACGCUGCAGCGCUGUUGGGGCUAAGGAUUCCCAGACGAACUCCAUCCACUCACGCCCUCCUGGGGUGCUCGUGGCCUCCUAUUCCCACUUCUGCGCCUCCAACCUGUGCAAUGGAGCCGACAGCAGCAGGGUCCUGCUGAACUCUCUCCCUCCUCAAGCUGCCCCUGUCCCAGGAAACCGGCAGUGUCCUGCCUGCCUGCAGCCCUUUGGAUCCUGCUCAUCUGACUCCCCCAAAAUGACCUGUCCUAGGGGCGCUGAUCAUUGUUAUGAUGGGUACAUUCGUCUCUCAGGAGGUGGGUUGACCACCACAAUGAGCAUUCAGGGCUGCGUGGCCCAACCUGGCUUCUUGUUGAACCACACCAGGCAAAUCGGGAUCUUCUCUGUGCGUGAGAAGGAUGAUGUGCAGCUUCCUGUCCCUGAGCCCCAGGGAGGUGGGGCCGGGAGCCUGGAGUCUCUCACAUGGGGGCUGGGGCUGGCACUGGCCCUGGUGCUGUGGUGGGGGACGCUUUGUCCUUCCUGCUAACUUCAUUUUCCCUACGAUUUUUCAUCCCGCUGACCACCACACCCAACCAUCCUUCUGACCUCAUACCGUCAUGGCCUUGGACACCAAAUUCUUUUCCCAGCCUGUCCAUGGAUUAUCUUCCCCCCACACAACCAAUCACAUCUGUUCACCUAAUAAAGACCCUGGGGAGGACCCGGAGCAGCUGGACUUGCCCUAUGGGAGAGGGGACAUUGGAGGAGUGGCUGUGUGUAUCUGAUAAUAAAGACCCUGUCCUUUCUC
Messenger RNA from Cebus imitator (Panamanian white-faced capuchin), 1708 nucleotides. It is a transcript of the gene CD177, whose product is annotated as CD177 molecule. Gene Ontology annotation, cellular component: plasma membrane; plasma membrane raft. Gene Ontology annotation, biological process: leukocyte cell-cell adhesion; cell-cell junction maintenance; regulation of integrin-mediated signaling pathway. The transcript is spliced from 9 exons. The record is from RefSeq and is a predicted model, not a curated record. Lineage: Eukaryota; Metazoa; Chordata; Mammalia; Primates; Cebidae. The coding region runs from base 104 to 1450 and encodes 448 amino acids.